AUGGAAACGCUGUCCUUUCUCCGCAAGGUCUACGACCUCGACACGCUCGACACGCGAUUCACCAGCUCCUCCGCCGCCCCCUACCAGACCGUCAUCGAUGCCCGCAGCGAUGCCGCAACGAGCCGCGAGUCGGCGGCCAAGGCCCAGGCCCGGGCGCAGCCCCCCAUGUGGCGGACGCCCGAGUUCUACCUCUACUACCUCGUCUUCGCCCUGGCCGUCCCGUACAUGUUCUGGACCGCGUACCAUGUUUCGCGACCAUCGGACCCGCGAUACCACAAGUACGAACGCUUCCUGUCCGACGGCUGGAUCCCCGGACGCAAGGUCGACGUGUCGGAUCCCCAGUACCACACCUUCCGCGAGAACCUCCCUUACAUGGGCGCGCUCCUCGUCCUGCAUCCACUGCUGAGGCGGGCCUGGAACGCAAUCUACCCGUCGUCUGGCCGCCGCGCCUCUUCGAGCGGCCAGGGGCGGCUUGAGCAGCGCGCCUCGUUCGACUACGCCUUUGCCCUCUUCUUCCUCGUCGCCCUGCAUGGCGUUUCGGCCUUCAAGGUUCUCUUGAUCCUCCAUGUCAACUUCCAGAUUGCCAAGAAGCUGCCGCGCAGGUACAUUCCCGCGGCGACGUGGGCGUUCAACAUCUCGACCCUCUUUGCCAACGAGCUCUGCGAGGGAUACCGCCUGCAGCCCCUGGCCACCCGCUUUGCGCCGGCCGACUCGGCCCUGGUCCAGUGGGGCGCGUGGCUCGACGGCUACGGAGGGCUCGUGUCGCGAUGGGAGGUGCUCUUCAACAUUAGCGUCCUGCGCCUCAUCAGCUUCAACAUGGACUAUUACUGGAGCAUCGACAAGCGCAGCAGCAACUCCUUGGAGAAGAAGCAACUGGACCCAGCCAACCUGUCGGAGAGAGACCGCAUCUCCCUUCCGGCCGACGUCGGGGACUUUACCUUUCGCAACUACGUGGCGUAUGCUGUGUACGCGCCCCUGUACCUGGCCGGGCCCAUACUGACCUUCAACGACUACAUCGCGCAGCUCAAGCACCGGUGCGCCAGCAUUGAACGUCCCCGCACGAUCCGCUACGCCGUCCGGUUCGUGCUCGUGCUGCUGGCCAUGGAGCUGGUGCUGCACUACGAUUACGUCGGGGCUAUCAGCAAGGCCAGCCCGGUGUGGAGCGAGUACACGGCGGCGCAGCUGAGUCUGCUGUCCUUUUUCAACCUCCACAUCAUCUGGCUGAAGCUGCUCCUCCCGUGGCGCAUGUUCCGCCUGUGGGCGCUCGUCGACGGCAUCGACCCGCCCGAGAACAUGGUUCGCUGUGUGAGCAACAACUACAGCACGCAGCUCUUCUGGCGCGCCUGGCACCGCUCGUAUAACCGCUGGCUCAUCCGGUACCUGUUCAUCCCGCUCGGCGGGGCCUCGUUCCGCAACUGGCGGGCCGUGGCCCAGUCAAUCGUGUCGUACCUACUGGUCUUUAGCUUUGUCGCCCUCUGGCACGACAUUCAGCUGCGGCUGCUCAUCUGGGGCUGGCUCAUUGUGCUGUUCAUGGUGCCAGAGUGGACGGCGAGCUACUUGUUCCCCAAGAGGAAGUGGGAGAGCCGGCCGACGGCAUAUCGCAUGCUGUGCUGCGUCGGCGCGGUGGCCAACGUGAUCAUGAUGAUGGCGGCGAAUCUGGUUGGGUUUGCCGUCGGCCUGGACGGGCUGGAGAGCAUUGUCAGGGCGAUUCUACACGACUGGUCUGGCCUCCUGUUCCUGGUUGUGGCCUGCUCGUGCCUGUUUGUGGGGGUCCAGGUUAUGUUUGAGAUUCGGGAGGCGGAGAAGAGGAAGGGCGUGACGCUUAAAUGUUGA
Hirsutella rhossiliensis is the source of this 1833-nucleotide messenger RNA. RefSeq names its product MBOAT, membrane-bound o-acyltransferase family domain-containing protein. Gene Ontology annotation, biological process: GPI anchor biosynthetic process. The transcript is spliced from 4 exons. The record is from RefSeq and is a predicted model, not a curated record. Lineage: Eukaryota; Fungi; Ascomycota; Sordariomycetes; Hypocreales; Ophiocordycipitaceae. Bases 1 to 1833 code for a protein of 610 amino acids. Gene Ontology annotation, cellular component: endoplasmic reticulum.